GGUUAAACCCCUGGCUUAGAUCGAGGAAAAUAAAAACCAAGCAGAGCUGAAUUUUAUCUCUGUUCGCUGAGUGGGAGGCCUGCUGCUGUCCAAUCAGAUAACAGAAUGAUAUGAGAUCGAAAUGUUGAACUCCUGGCAGCUCUUGAAACAUCCUGCACGAUGAGUGUUGCAAUGGAAAGACAUAUUCAGCAAACCAAUGAAAGAUUGCAGUGCAUAAGAGAGGCUUUAAACACCCCUGGAGGUUUCCAGAAUGCUGCCAGAGAACUCCUCGAAUGGUGUGGAGACAGCAGGGCCUUCCAGAAAGCUUUCGAACAGUCCCUCAUGGGAUGCCUGACGGUGGUCAGCAGAGUUUCUUCUCAUCAUGGAUAUGAUUUAGAUCUUGGUUACCGACUUCUUGCUGUGUGCGCCGCACAGAGGGAUAAGUUUUCGCCAAAAUCCGCAGGUAAGCAUUUUUUCGAUCUUUUUUGCAUGAUUUAAUAUUAUUGCAUUCUGCGGGUUCGCGGAUUUGGAGUCUCUCACGACAACGCCUGACGAAGAAUCAAAACGCAAUUUAUUAGCCAGUAAUUACACAGGAGAGUUCCAAAGAUGCGUUUGCAAUCGUCGAAAAAUUACGAUAAACACGCUGAAACAAUCAAUAACACAGCCAUCAGGCUACAACGGUGAAGACAGCUUCACUGCAAAGCACUAAAGUACAGCUCCCGACUCGGUUCGGUCGCUAUCGGAGCUCAAGACACUACUACUGAAAUCAACGUGCUCUCGAUACCCACCACGAUAUAACUCCAGAUACAUAUACUCCGCUUACAGUCAGGUUUUAUUAUAGCUUUUGGCCUGUCGUGGAGAACAUUCAGAGACACUGCAAGAAAACGUUAAAGUAACGAAUAUUUUCCGAAAAAAAUUCGAAUUACAAAAGCAAACGAUUUGAAGAUUUUUUCCUAGCUUCUUUAUCCAAGUUUCGUUUUUUAUUUAUUGCAGACGAUUUUAAUUAGAAAUUAGGAAAAUGUCCGGUCAA
Stegodyphus dumicola is the source of this 1009-nucleotide messenger RNA. RefSeq names its product zinc finger MIZ domain-containing protein 1-like. The record is from RefSeq and is a predicted model, not a curated record. Gene Ontology annotation, molecular function: zinc ion binding; SUMO ligase activity. Gene Ontology annotation, biological process: protein sumoylation; regulation of transcription by RNA polymerase II. Lineage: Eukaryota; Metazoa; Arthropoda; Arachnida; Araneae; Eresidae. Gene Ontology annotation, cellular component: chromatin.